Molecule: messenger RNA, 4144 nt
Organism: Salvia miltiorrhiza (redroot sage)
Lineage: Eukaryota; Viridiplantae; Streptophyta; Magnoliopsida; Lamiales; Lamiaceae
Product: formin-like protein 18
Source: RefSeq, a predicted model, not a curated record
UUGAUCCGAUUGAGACACAACAGUCAGAUCUGACGCGAUCCCAACAUUCUCUUAAUGCAACCAAAAAUCAUGUCAAAAAUCUAACAAGAAAUUAAACGGGAUCAGAUACCCUUUUUCCCCACACGCUCAAGCUCUCUGCAGCCUUAAUUUGAUUCCCCUCUUUCGAAGCCAAGCUCACACAACACAGACUAAGUGUGUAUGUGAAGAAAUGUUUCCAUAUGGAAAGAGAAAUUAGUGUUUCUUGCAGCCUCGGCAAAACCUAGCUGCACUCUAGUUUCUCAAUUCCACUUUCUUCAAUCUUAAGGAUGUAACGUCUGUAUAUAUAUAUAUACUCUUGUUCUUGAUUUAUGUUUCUCAAGAUUUUGUAAUCAAAGGCGAUUAUUUGUUACACGUAAAAUUUUGGGUUGUCUGAGCACAAUGUGGCUGGUUUAAGGUUCGUGAUUGUGGUAGGAUCUUCGUGGAUAGAUGGCUCUUUUACGCAAAUUUUUCUACCGGAAGCCGCCGGAAGGGCUCUUGGAGAUCUCCGAAAGGGUUUAUGUGUUUGAUUGCUGCUUCACUACGAAUGUUUUGGGUGGUGAGGAGUAUGAAGUGUAUAUAGGGCGUAUCGUGGAUCAGCUCCGCGAAUACUUCCCGAAUUCAUCGUUCAUAGUGUUUAGUUUCGGAGAUGGGGAUUACCAAAUAGAGAUCACUAGUGUUCUAGCUAACCAUGGCAUAACAGUGGUUGAUUACCCCAGCCAGAAUGAGAGCUGCCCGGUGCUCACGGUGGAGAUGAUCCACCACUUUCUUAGGUCGAGCGAGAGCUGGCUCUGCAUUGGGCAGAGGAACGUGCUCCUGAUGCAUUGCCAGAAUGGGGCCUUCCCUGUGCUCGCCUUCAUGCUGUCAGCAUUCUUGAUAUACAGGAAGCAGUACAGCGGGGAGAAGAAGACGUUGGAUAUGGUGUACAAGCAAGCUCCUGAAGAGGCUAUGCACUUGCUGUCGCCUAUAGACCCGUUGCCUUCACAAUUGAGGUAUCUGCAGUAUGUGUCGAGGAGGAACAUAGGGUCGCGUUGGCCACCCUUGGACAGGGCUCUGACCUUGGAUUGUGUCAUUCUUAGAGCCAUCCCCAAUAUGGAUGGAAAGGGGGGUUGCCGUCCCAUAUUUAGGAUAUAUGGACCGGAUCCAUUGAUGGCUGCUGAUCCCAAAACUAAGAUGCUUUUCUCUAUGCCAAAGAGAAGCAAAGCUGUGGGUUAUUUUAAACAGGCAGACUAUGAACUUGUUAAAAUUGAUAUCAAUUGCCAUGUACAAGGUGACGUUGUUCUCGAGUGUAUAACUCUGGAUGAUAAUUUAGAAGACGAAGACAUGAUGUUCCGCGUGAUGUUCAACACGGCGUUUAUCAGAUCAAACGUGUUGAUGCUUACCUGUGAGGAGCUUGAUACAGUUUGGAACGCCAAGGAUCACUUCCCUAAGGACUUCAGAGCAGAGAUUAUUUUCUCCGACAUGGAUUCCACUUCUGCAAUUACGAUGAUUGAUUUACCGAGCAACCAAGAUAUAGAAGGUCUUCCCAUUGAAGCAUUUUCUCAAGUUCAUGACAUAUUCAACGACCUCGACUGGGGGGACACGGAGAUAGACAAUGCUCUCAACAUAAUCCAACAAAUGACUGUCUCUAGUAUUCUUGAAGAGAAGCUCGAUUUUGCUGGUUUUUCAAGUGCCAGAAAGGAGAGCUGGCAGAAUGUUGGGCAGGCUGAGAAAGCUGACCUUGCCCCUUUGAAGGUUACUUCUUCUGCUGAUUUUCAUGCAUUUCUUGAGAAUGACAUGACUUCUCCACCGGCGGGGCUGCGUGAAGUGCUGUCAGCCGCUUCUUCAAAGUCAUCAUUUGAUUUGGAGAACUCUACCAAGAAUAAUGAAUUGCAUAUUUCUGCACUGUCUAGUCAAGCCUCGUAUGCCAGUUCACCGCAGGGUUCGCCCGGAGCUCUCACAGGGUACCGCAAUGCGGCACACUCAGCCGUUGGGAUUACAGCUCUGCUACACGACCAUGCUGAUAUGGAAUCUUCUAUGACAUCAGUCACUCCGAGUUUAGUAAAAUCGGGAUCAGGAGCUGCUGCUGCUGCUGCUCCUCCUCCACCACCACUACCAUCGCAGUCUAGUCCUGACUUAUCUUCUUCUGCACCUCCUCCUCCCCCGCCACCUCCUAUUGUAGGAACAACCGAGCCCCCACAUUUUCCAUCAGCACCUUCCCAUUUCCCUCCUCCUCCACCCCCAUCUUCGUCUCUUACUAUCUCUCCUCCUCCAACACCAUCACAGGGGGCGACCCCACCUCCACCACCUCCACCUCAACGUUCAGUGCAGAAGGAAAUGCCAGCUCAAGGCGUUCCACCUCCGCCCGCUCCAUCAAAACCUGGCGGUGCUGCUUCAUUGCUGCUUUCAUCUGCCACUGCUAUAUUGGGUGGAAAGAAGUUGCAACUACGAAGUGGUGCAAAAAUGCCGGCUAAAAAGUCAUCCCUCAAACCGUAUCACUGGUUGAAGCUAACAAGGGCUAUACAGGGUAGCCUAUGGGCUGAGACACAAAAACCUGAGGAGGCUUCAAAAGCUCCCGAGUUGGACUUGACUGAACUCGAGAGUCUUUUCUCAGCUACUGUUCCAAAUUCCGGCCAGAAAACAAACAUGCGUGGCUCAACUGUCAAAUCUGAUAAAGUCCAUCUGAUUGAGCUCCGAAGGGCGUACAAUUGUGAGAUUAUGCUGACAAAAGUUAAAAUUCCUGUGUCUGAUUUAAUGAACUCGGUCCUUGCUUUAGAUGACUCAGCACUGGAUGCUGAUCAAGUUGAAAAUCUGAUAAAGUUUUGUCCAACCAAGGAAGAAAUUGAACUUCUCAAGAACUACAAAGGUGACAGUGAGAACCUUGGCAAGUGCGAGCAGUUUUUCAUGGAGUUGAUGAAAGUUCCACGCGUUGAGGCCAAGCUAAGAGUUUUCUCAUUUAAAAUUCAAUUGUGCUCCCAGGUGUCAGAUUUGAGAAAUAGCUUAGACGUCGUGAAUUCUAUAUCAGAAGAGGUCAGGGGUUCUGUGAAACUUAAAAGAAUCAUGCAAACUAUCCUUUCAUUGGGUAAUGCAUUAAAUCAGGGAACUGCACGAGGUUCUGCAGUUGGAUUCCGCUUGGAUAGCCUCCCAAAACUCGCUGAAACUAGAGCUCGAAAUAACAAGCUCACACUUAUUCAUUAUCUGUGUAAGGUGCUAGCCGAAAAGUUGCCUGAAGUAUUAGAUUUUCAUGAAGACCUAGUAAAUUUAGAGGCUGCAACAAAGAUUCAACUGAAGUACUUAGCAGAGGAAAUGCAAGCCAUUAGCAAAGGGAUUGAAAAAGUCGUACAAGAGCUUACUGCUUCUGAAAACGAUGGAGCUGUAUCAGAGAGGUUCUGCACGAUUUUGAAGAACUUUUUGGGCACUGCUGAAGCGGAAGAAAGAUCUCUGGCUGCACUUUAUUCCGGAGUGGGAAGGAAUGCAGAUUCAUUAGCUCAAUAUUUUGGAGAAGAUCCGGCACGUUGCCCAUUCGAGCAAGUUGUGUCAACUUUGAUGAACUUUGUGAGGAUGUUUCGGAAGGCUCACGAGGAAAACUGCAAGCAACUGGAGUUCGAGAAGAAGAAGAAGGCGCAGGAGGCAGCGGAGAAUCAGAAGCCGAAAGCAAAUGAUUCAAGCAAGGAGCUGGAAAAUGAUCAGAAUGGUAUUGCAACUUCAGCAAAACUGCCUGGACUUACAUAAACCUCAGCUGUAAGAUUAAAAAGAAAACAUUAAAGUCAUUGUUCAAGCUUAGUUGAAAAUCAAUGAUCAUGGCCAUCACCAUCUCAUCUCCCAAGUGUGUCCAGAAACGACGAUAGCUUGGCCGAUCAAUGGGGCCUGGGAGACGGUGUGAGGCGAUCUUGACCUGCUAGAUUCUCUGUAAAUAAACAAGAAUCCAUUUUUAUUUAGUCCAGUCCCGAUGCAGAAAGGUUGAGAAAUCUGGAAUUUGGAACAGCUCUCUUGCUUUUUUUUCUUUUUUCUUUUUUUAGUGUUGCUGAUUUCUAAUGGUCUGAUUGAGACUGUGCAUGUAAAAGCGCUAAUGUAAUUGCAAAAAAUUCUUGAACAUUGUCGGAAAAAUUAUUUGUGAAAUUAUUAGAGUAAAGAGGAUGGUGAUGGUGUU